Molecule: messenger RNA, 1867 nt
Organism: Rhodamnia argentea
Lineage: Eukaryota; Viridiplantae; Streptophyta; Magnoliopsida; Myrtales; Myrtaceae
Product: DNA ligase 1-like
Exons: 3
Coding region: 663-1631 (322 amino acids)
Source: RefSeq, a predicted model, not a curated record
AUUUCCUUGUUAUCCCUAACACCUCCCCUCCGUCUCGCAUCGAAACGUCGAAACCCUAAUUUCUCCAUCUUCUCUGCGACCUCUUCCGCUUCUGCCAAUCUGUCUCCGCUCGAACUUAUCGUCUUCCUGAACCUUCCUUCCUGUGCGGAAUUCCCUUCGUAAUUCCUUCGGCAGACCGCGUGGGAAGACCUCUUUUUAGCGGCCACCGACCUUCGAUUGUCCUAUCGCGUGUCCAUAUCCAUAGCGGGAAUCGAUUCCAAUCUGCAGCUGGAACAACCUCUCGUCGGUUUUUUGUUUUUUUGUGUCUUUCUUUCUUGGCAUUUCUUUUUCGGUUUUGCGUUUCGUUGUUCGUUUUGACAGGGUGAAUUACCUUUAUAAUCCGUCGAAAAAUUCACAUACUUUUGUCGCUGCAAUCAUACCCUAAAAUUUUGUAAGUCAUUUGCUCGAUAUACCCUUCGUUCCUUUGCCUUCACCAACGUCGGAUUGAUUGAUAAGUUCCGAUCGCCCCCCCUGUAGUUCUAGCUGAUUUUUCCUUCGAAUAGAUCGUCACAUCUGAAAGCUCUGUGGAAAAAUCGUCUGGGAAUACUUGGGUUUUGAUAUCUGUGCUCGUGGGUUUCGAAUCAAAACGCAAGUGUUAGCUGGGUCCCUUAUCAUUUUGAGAGAUGGUUGGUGGAGGUAGCAGGAGGGACGAGGGAUCCCUGGUGAUCAACAACACCAACGUUUUUGCUGCGCUCGAGACGUUGAGGAAGAAGAAGAAAUCUGAUAAGGAUAAGGGGUCAAAGAGCGGCAAGGGGUCGUCGAAAUCAGCUGCUCAGUCGCAGGCCAAAGAGCCCGAGCCUCAGGUUUUCUGGGCCCCAACACCAUUGAAGGAGAAAUCUUGGGCAGAUGUUGAUGAUGACGACGACGACGAUUACUAUGCCACUACUGCACCGCCCCCUGUAGCUUGGGGAAAGACACCCCAGAAUGAGGAGCAGCAGCCCACUAUUGUAGAGGAUACAGAGAGUGAGGAUGAUAUUCUUGAUGAAGGGGAUGAUGAUUUGGAGGAAGAACAUGAGCAUGAACAAGACGUUCCAGUGCACCCAGAGCCAAUGGCAAAAAAGCCUGCUGAAGCUCCUGCUGUAUCCAAAGAGACGGAGAGACAGCUCUCCAAAAAAGAAAGGAAGAAGAAGGAGCUUGCAGAACUUGAAGCACUUUUGGCUGAUUUCGGUGUUGCACCAAAAGAGGACAAUGGUCAAGAUGAGCCACGUGAUGCAUUGCUAGAUAAGAAAGACGUGGAGCCUGAUGGUGAGGUUGAAAAGAAGGAAAGUGCUCCUGGAGAGUCGAAAAGUUCUAAGAAGAAGAAGAAGAAGGACAAGUCUUCCAAGGAGACAAAAGAGCUCCAGGAUCAGCCCAACAGUACAGAUGUUGUGAAUGAACCAGAAAUUGGAGCUGAACAGGUAGGUGAAGAUGCAUCAUCUGUUGACAUAAAAGAGCGGCUAAAGAAGAUGGCCUCAGUGAAGAAGAAGAAAUCUUCCAAAGAGAUGGAUGCUGCUGCAAAAGCUGCUGCUCAAGAGGCUGCCGCUAGGAGUGCAAGGCUUGCGGCAGCAAAGAAAAAGGAGAAAAACCAUUACAACCAGCAGCCAGUACGGUAAAGGACCGAGUGUCAUUUGGCAUCUGCGUCUUAAACAUGUACUUUGUGCUGUUCAUAUGGCAAUUGGGAAUAAUCUUUGGGCCUUCUGGCUCUGAUUUCUGAGGCGACCUUUAGUUGUAUUUGCUGUGAACUAGAAGAUUUUCCUUUUUGAAUCUUGGAUUUGUUGUGGCUCCAUUGCUGCGCCACAAACAUUUUGCCAGUUUUGCUUAUAUGAUUUAAAUUCAUCCUUGGGUGGUA